Sturnus vulgaris (Common starling) is the source of this 1671-nucleotide messenger RNA. NCBI's taxonomy places the organism in Eukaryota, Metazoa, Chordata, Aves, Passeriformes, Sturnidae. The record is from RefSeq and is a predicted model, not a curated record.
AUGAUGUUUAGGAGGAUCCACACUGGGGAACGACCCUACAAAUGUGGGGAGUGUGGGGAUAGAUUCAGUCAGAGCUCCCAUCUGAUCCAGCACCACAGGAUCCACACUGGGGAACGACCUUACAAGUGUGGGGAGUGUGGGAAGACGUUUCUGACCAGCUCUAAGCUCCUCGUGCACCAGCGGAUUCACAUGGAUGAGAGGCCCUUCCGCUGCCCUGACUGCUGUAAGGGCUUCAGGCAGAACUCCCAUCUUGUUAGGCACCAGCUCAUCCACACUGGGGAAAAGCCUCACAAAUGUGAGGAAUGUGGGAUGAGCUUCAGACAGAGCUCCCAGCUGAUCUGCCACCAGAGGACCCACACUGGGGAGAGGCCGUACAAGUGUGAGGAGUGUGGGAAGAGCUUCAGUGAACGUACCACAUUGAUCCGCCAUCAGAACAUCCACACUGGGAAAAGGCCAUACAAGUGUGAGGAGUGUGGGAAGGCCUUCAGGCAGCGUUCUGGCCUGAUCCGCCACGAAAUGAUCCACACUGGGGAGAGGCCCUAUGAGUGUUCCAAGUGUGGGAAGAGGCUUACCACCAGCUCUGCUCUCCUCAGGCACUACCAGACACACACGGAGGAGAGGCCUUUCCAGUGCUCCGACUGUGGGAAAGGCUUCAGGCGAAAUUCAACCCUCAUCAACCACCGGCGCAUCCACACCGGGGAGAGGCCCUUCAAUUGUGAGGAGUGUGGGAAGAGUUUCACAUGGAGCUCAGACUUGACCAGACACCAACGGAGGCACUGGUAAGGGAAGCCCUGUGUGUUCCUCGACUGCGGGAAGAGCUUCGUCCACUGCUCCAACUCCAUUCCCCACUGGAGGACACACAGAGCCCAAAAGCCUCACAAGUGUGAGGAAUGUGGGAAGAGUUUCAGUCAGAGCUCCAACCUGAUCCGCCACCAGAGGACCCACACUGGGGAGAGGCCCUACAAGUGUGAGGAGUGUGGGAAGGACUUCAGGCACCCUUCCCACCUGAUCCGCCACCAAAAUAUCCACACUGGGGAAAGGCCGUAUGAGUGUUCUAAGUGUGGGAAGAAGUUUCCCACCAGCUCUGAUCUCCUUCAGCACUACCAGACACACACGGAGGAGAGGCCUUUCCAGUGCUCUGACUGCGGGAAGGGCUUCAGGCGAAACUCCCAGCUCAUCAUCCACCAGCGCAUCCACACCGGGGAGAGGCCCCACGAGUGUCCUGACUGCGGGAAGGUCUUUAGGCAAAAAUCCACCCUCAUCAACCAUCGGCGCAUCCACACUGGAGAAAGGCCCUACAAGUGUGAGGAGUGUGAGAUGAGCUUCUCCCAGAGCUCAGCCUUGACUCAACACCAACAGAGGCACCGGUAAGCGAAGCCCUGUGAAUGCCCCGCGUGCGGGAAGAGCUUUGUGCACUGCUCCAACUCCAUCCCCCACUGCAGGACCCACGUUGGGCAGAGCCCUGGUGUAAGGGUCGGUGCGAAGUUUCCCUUGUUUUUGCCUCCCAACCGUCGCAAGGAGACUCCAGGGACCCCCACCCAGGCUGACUCUGGACAAUGGUUUCCUGGCCUGGCCAAGGUGGAUGCUUGUCAGGUGACUUUGUGCUGGUGUAUUGUGUUCACUGGACUGUGCUGUCGUGGCACCCACCAGAGAUUGUGCUGUACCAACUGA